Molecule: messenger RNA, 1715 nt
Organism: Pseudocercospora fijiensis CIRAD86
Lineage: Eukaryota; Fungi; Ascomycota; Dothideomycetes; Mycosphaerellales; Mycosphaerellaceae
Exons: 4
Coding region: 68-1417 (449 amino acids)
Cellular component (GO): cytoplasm
Molecular function (GO): saccharopine dehydrogenase activity
Source: RefSeq, a predicted model, not a curated record
UACCACAAAACCAUAAAGCGUGACAGGACACACCUCACCAAUUGAUACAUCUGUCUCCAACACAACCAUGUUCUCGAAGGUCCUGCUCCUCGGAGCUGGCUUCGUCACACGUCCGACCGCCGUCGAGCUUGACAAGGCUGGUGUUCACGUCACUGUUGCUUGCCGUACUCUCGAAAGCGCGGAGAAGCUUGGCGAGGGCCUCAAACAUGCCACUGCUACUUCCAUCGAUGUGAAGGACACCGGUGCUCUGCAGAAGGCCAUCGCGGAGCAUGAUCUUGUCAUUUCCCUCAUCCCAUACACCUUCCACGCCGAUGUCAUCAAGGCCGCCAUCAAGGCUAAGAGGAAUGUUGUCACCACUUCCUACGUCUCUGAUGCCAUGAUGGCUCUUGACGAGGAGGCCAAGGAGGCUGGCAUCACUGUUUUCAACGAGAUUGGUCUGGAUCCAGGUCUUGACCACCUUUACGCCGUGAAGACCAUCACUGAAGUCCAUGAGCAAGGCGGCAAGAUCAACGGCUUCUGGUCCUACUGCGGUGGCCUUCCAGCCCCAGAGAACUCUGACAAUCCUCUUGGCUACAAAUUCUCUUGGUCGCCUCGUGGUGUUCUCCUCGCUGCCCGAAACACCGCCAUCUACUACAAGGACGGAAAGGAGGAAACUUCUCCACCAGGCGACUUGAUGAGCACUGCCAAGCCUUACUUCAUCUACCCUGGCUUUGCAUUCGAGGCAUACCCGAACCGUGACAGCACUCCCUACAAGGAGCGAUACAACAUUCCAGAGGCACAGACUAUCAUUCGUGGAACCCUUCGCUACCAAGGCAACCCAACUAUUGUGCGCACUUUCCAGCUUCUCGGAUUCCUCAGCGAGGACGAGCAAGACUACCUCAAGCAGCCAAUUCCAUGGAACGAGGCUUCUGCAAAGAUUGUUGGAUCCUCCAGCGCUUCGGAACAGGACCUUGUCUGGGCCGUUAAAUCCAAGACGAAGUUCAAGGACAACGAUGAGAAGGACCGGGUCAUCGCUGGUCUCCGCUGGUAUGGUCUCUUCAGCGAUGACAAGAUCGAUCCACGCGGCACACCUUUGGACACCCUCUGCGCAACUCUCGAGAAGAAGCAGCAAUACGAGAAGGGUGAGCGUGACUUUGUCAUUCUGCAGCACAAGUUCGACAUCGAGUGGAGAGAUGGCAGAAAGGAGACUCGCACAUCCACUCUUGCGGAAUACGGUGAGCCUGAGGGAAGCGGCGGCUACAGCGCCAUGGCCAAGCUGGUUGGCAUUCCUUGCGCUGUCGCUGUCUUGGCUGUUCUCGAUGGCACUAUCAAAGACAAGGGCAUUCUCGCCCCUGUCACUCCAGAGCUUGCCGAGCCCAUCCGCAAGAGACUGCUUGAUGGAUAUGGCAUUGAGCUCAAGGAGAAGACCGUGGCUUAGGCGGACGACGGUAUACUGACCCUGGAACAAAUGUCACGUCGCUUCUUCCCGAGGGAAUGGGCCGAGAGGGAUCGCGAAGCACAAGCAAAUGGUCAAGAGAAGGCGGGACUGAACAAUCCUCGCCCAUCUCCAUCGGCUUGGCGUGCCAGCGAGCAUGCGCCACGACCAUGAUGGGUGCUGAUUCGCCUGAUCCGGCAAAUGCGGCAUUGUUGGGGUGGAAUGAAGAAUGAACUAGAAGGCAUAGACAAAAGCUAAAAGCAUGACAUGACUGCUUCGCGAGAUCGUGAAGAUAUGACUU